AGAAUCUCCCAGACUAAAAGGCUCUAUUAUUUUUGCUUGCUAAGGAAAAUUGUUUAGAGGCCAUUCUUUUUCUGGGAUUAGUUCCUUUCCAUUAAAAUCUUGCUUUUUCCCGGAAAAUCAAGCUUGGGCAAAUAUAUUUGCUGACUUGUUAUGCCAGAAAUUUGGUGAGGCACCUACCCUUUUUGGUGCUGAAUUGUGGUUCAAUUCGAGAUCAAAGGGACUUAUUUUAAACCAUCAAUCUUCAACAAGAGGAUGGCAAAGGAUGUGAUCAUUAGUGUUUCAGUGAUUCCAGCUUCUGAGUUACUCACUCACAUUGUCCUUGAUUUAUUUGAAACUGCACAAUCAGCCAAAAAGGUUCUGUUUCAGAAAGAUAACUUUAUCACAUUCUCAACACACUUGGAGAAAACAGCAGCCAUUUUGAAAGAGUUGUCCAAACAAAAUCUUGACCAUUCUGAGAGCUUAAAGAGUGCCUUGACAAUUUUGAACAGAGAAUUGAAAGCUGCUAAGCAGCUAAUCGAAGAUUGCAGCAAAAGGAAUAAGCUUUAUCUUUUUUUCAAUUGCAGGAAGAUUGUAAAGCAGUUAGAUAGCAGUACUAAGGAGAUUAGUCAAGCAUUAAGCCUAAUCCCACUAGCCUCUUUGGAUGUGUCAUUGUCAAUAAAUGACAAGCUUAGUGAGUUAUGCAAGAGUAUGUUAGAGGCUGAAUACCAGGCAGCUGUGGUGGAGGAAGAAAUUUUGGCGAAGAUCGAGUUAGGAAUACAAGAAAGAAAUGGCAAUCACUCUUAUGCAAACAAUUUGCUGUUUCAAAUUGCUGAGGCUCUUGGUUUGUCGACUGAGAAGUCUGCAUUGAAAAAGGAGUACGAAGAAUUCAUUCGCGAGAUAGAAGAUGCCAAUGUGAGGAAAGAACAGGAAGAAUCUUUGCAAAUGGAUCAGAUUAUAGCUUUGCUUGAAAAUGCUGAUGCAGCAACAUCUUCUGAGGAGAAAGAGAAAAAGUAUCUUGAGAGGAGAAAUUCUUUAGGCAAUCAACACUUGUUGCCGCUCAAGGGAUUUUAUUGCAGCAUCACUCAUGAGGUUAUGGUGGAUCCAGUCGAAACUUCUUCUAGACAGACGUUCGAAAGAAGUGCCAUAGAGAGAUGGCUUGCAGAAGGGAACAAUCUGUGUCCCUUGACAAAUGCUCCCCUUGAUGCUGCAGCUCUACGGCCCAAUAAAACUCUUAGGCAAUCCAUCGAAGAAUGGAGAGAUCGAAACACCAUCAUUACCAUUGUCAAUAUCAAACCCCAACUCCAGUCAGAUCAAGAGGAAGAAGUUCUGCAAGCCUUGAGCCUGCUGCACAAGUUGUGCAUUGAUAAAGAGCUGCAUCGAGAAUGGGCGACAUUGGAGGACUGCAUAUCAGUUCUUGUUGGACUUCUUGGUAGAAAUAAUCGAGAUUUAAGAAAGGAAGUUCUUGUGAUCUUAUCCAUCCUUGCAAAGGACAGUGAGGAUAAAAUGGAAAAAAUAACUAGAGUAGAUGGUGCACUUGAAUCUAUUGUUCGCUCACUUGCUCGCCAAUACGAGGAAAGUAAGGCGGCAUUGCAUUUGUUAUUGGAGUUAUCCAGAAGUAAUGUUGCACUAGAUUUGAUUGGAAAUGCUCAGGGCUGCAUACUUCUCCUAUUGACUAUGUUAAGCAGUGAAGAUAACCAAGUUGCUACAGAAGCUCUACAGCUUUUAGAGAUUCUGUCACUCCAAAAGAACAACGUUAAGCAAAUGGCGAAAGCAAAUUAUUUUAAGCCGCUGUUGCAGCUUCUUUCUUCAGGACCUGAAGAUGUUAGAAUGUGUAUGGCUGAAACUUUGGCCGAAAUAGAAUUGACUAAUCACAGCAAACUAGCCAUUGUUAAAGAUGGAGGACUGCGGCCACUUAUUGAAAUGCUUGCACAAGGUGAUUUGGAGGCCAAGAAAGCGGCUAUUAAAUCUCUCCUGCAACUCUCCAAUUUACCUCAAAAUGGCCUGCAGAUGAUCAAAGAAGGUGCAGUUCGACCGCUGUUCGAAGUUCUUUAUUGCCACAGCUUACAAUCACCAGCAUUGCGUGAACAGGUAGCUGCCACAAUUAUGUACCUUUCCAUAUCAACCGCCAACCAAGAAUCUGAUGGCGAACAGGUCUCGCUGUUGGAGUCAGAGGAAGACAUUUUUAAACUUUUCUCCCUCAUUUCUUUAACGGGGCCUGAAAUAAAGCAAAGCAUUCUCAAAACUUUUCACUCUUUGUGCCAGUCCCCUUCUGGUUUAGACAUCAGAAUGAAGUUGAGACAGCUCUCUGCAGUCCAAGUCUUGGUUCCUCUAUGUGAGGUCCACCAACACUCAGUUCGAGCAAAUGCAGUGAAGUUGUUCUUUUGUUUGACAGAAAAUGCUGGCGAUGACAGCACCUUCUUGGAGCAUGUCAAUCAAAGAUGCAUUGAGACCUUGCUCAAAAUCAUUCGAAUUUCAAAUGAUGUGGAAGAGAUUGCUUCUGCACUUGGUAUUAUAGCUUAUCUUCCAAAGAAUCCAGAGAUGAAUCAAUGGCUUCUAGAGGCUGAGGCACUUCAAAUAAUUUACAAUUGUCUCAAUGAUGGGAAUAGAGAUGUCUCUUACAAAAGUCAGGUAGUAGGGAAUGCUGUCGGAGCUAUUUGUCGCUUCACAGUUUCAACAAACCAAGAAUGGCAGCAUAGGGUAGCUGAAGCUGGUCUCAUACAGGUACUGGUACGGCUUUUAGCUUCUGGAACUUCUUUUACAAAACAAAAUGCAGCCAUUGCUCUUAAGCAGCUUUCAGAAAGUUCAAAAAACCUCAGCAAGCCAAUUAAGAAACGCGGGCCUUUCCUGUGCUGCUUUUCUUCACCCGAGACUGGUUGUCCUGCCCACAUGGGCAGUUGUGGAGUUGAGUCUUCAUUCUGCAUUCUAGAGGCUAAUGCUAUGGAUCCCCUUGUGAGAAUGCUUGGUGAACCAGAUCUUCAAACCACCGAAGCUGCUCUGGACGCGCUUUUGACAUUGAUUGAUUCUCAAAAACCACUGGAUGGCAUUAAGGUUCUUGAUAAUGCUAAUGCCAUUGCCGCAAUUAUAAAGUUACUGAGCUAUGACUCUGCUAAAUUGCAGUGGAAAUGUCUAAAGGGUUUGGAGAUGAUCUUUCAAUUGGAUGAGUUAAAGCGCAAGUACGGAGGUUUAGUGCAGAUGCCACUGGUUGACAUUGCUCAAAAGAAAGCUAGUGAUAUGAGGGAGAUCAAAUCUCUAGCUGCCAAACUACUUGCUCAAUUGGGAGUUUUAGGUGCUCAAUCUUCCUUUUUCUAAUAGAUAUUGCUGUACACUAGAAGUCAGUGUCAAUUGUUUUUUAUUGGCAUACUUUAAAAGGUCUUAGAACUAAUGAGUUAUUCCUAUAGAUGCAAACAUUGGACUGCUUACAAUUAUAAAAUUCAGAUUCUUUGUACAGAAA
Molecule: messenger RNA, 3430 nt
Organism: Humulus lupulus (European hop)
Lineage: Eukaryota; Viridiplantae; Streptophyta; Magnoliopsida; Rosales; Cannabaceae
Product: U-box domain-containing protein 43-like
Exons: 5
Coding region: 253-3288 (1011 amino acids)
Biological process (GO): cell surface receptor signaling pathway; protein ubiquitination
Molecular function (GO): protein binding; ubiquitin-protein transferase activity
Source: RefSeq, a predicted model, not a curated record